This is a messenger RNA of Penicillium olsonii, 459 nucleotides long. The record is from the annotation of a GenBank genome assembly. NCBI's taxonomy places the organism in Eukaryota, Fungi, Ascomycota, Eurotiomycetes, Eurotiales, Aspergillaceae.
AUGUUUCAAACGGCGGAACAAUUUGCUGACCCAGUAUUACUCAGGGCUGAAUUAGGUCGCGCGACAUGGAAGUAUUUCCACACCGUCAUGGCAAGAUACCCUGAAAAGCCCACGGACGACCAGAAGGAGGCACUGCGGUCGUAUAUCUACCUAUUUGCACGGUUAUAUCCUUGCGGAGAAUGCGCCGAGCACUUCCAGCAACAUUUGCACAAAUACCCGCCUCAGGUAUCAUCCCGCAACGCAGCUUCGGGCUGGGCUUGCUUCAUUCACAACGAGGUCAAUGCGAUGCUUGAUAAGCCUGAAUUCGACUGUGCCAAUCUAGGUGAUUUCUACGACUGUGGCUGCAAUGGGGAUGAGGAAGAAGCUGGCAAGAAGCCAGCCCCGCAGUCUGAUGCAGAGGGCACGGAUCAUGAUGGCCCCGCUGUGGAAAUCUCCAAAGAAGCGACUACCCGCGGUUGA